This is a messenger RNA of Haemonchus placei, 786 nucleotides long. The record is from the annotation of a GenBank genome assembly. Lineage: Eukaryota; Metazoa; Nematoda; Chromadorea; Rhabditida; Trichostrongylidae.
AUGAAGACGCUUAUUUGCUUUGGCAUUCUUCAAAUUCACCGUAUAUUUUGUAGCUUCAACAAAUCGUAUGAAUCCGAUGAAGAAAGAGCAUUCCGCUUUUCGGUUUUUGUCGAAAACGUUCAAGACUUCGAAGAAGAGGAACGGAAGCACCCAGGGCUUGACCUCGAUGUCACACAGUUUGCAGACUGGACAGAGGAGGAGAUGAUUCAGGUACACACAAAAAGACCUUCAAAUACGAGUAAAUUCCGAGCCAAGUCGAAUACACGGCGCGAUCGAGAUGCAUUACCGUUUCUUAGGCAGUGUGGUUCGUGUUGGGCAUUCGCCACAGUGGCCUCUAUUGAAGCAGCGAAUGCUAUAAAAACGGGCCAGUUGACAAGACUUAGUGAACAGGAGAUGGUCGACUGUGACACACAGAACAAUGGCUGUCAAGGUGGAUAUCGACCAUAUGCAAUGAGGUGGGUUCUUUCUGAAAUUACAAAAAUCACUGCAAGGAGUGAACAUGAACGAGUUUUCAUUCAAAGCUAUCGUAUGCUCUCAUCCAAUGAAGAAGUGAUUGCUGAUUGGAUUGCAGCUAAUGGUCCCUUUCGUCCGUUUUUUCAGCAACAUUCCCUGGGUUCACAUGCGCUCACAUUCGUUGGCUAUGGCACCGAAAAUGGCCAGCCUUACUGGCUCGUGAAGAAUUCAUGGGGUUCAAGAUGGGGCCAGAGUGGAUAUUUCAAAUUGGUUCGUGGUCAAAACGCAUGUGGUGCCGCAAAUGCGGUAGUCAGUCCGAUUAUGGGUAAAUAA